This is a messenger RNA of Kickxella alabastrina, 1054 nucleotides long. Its product is annotated as Pantoate-beta-alanine ligase. The transcript has a single exon. The record is from RefSeq and is a predicted model, not a curated record. Gene Ontology annotation, molecular function: pantoate-beta-alanine ligase activity. Lineage: Eukaryota; Fungi; Kickxellomycota; Kickxellomycetes; Kickxellales; Kickxellaceae. The coding region runs from base 148 to 1047 and encodes 299 amino acids. Gene Ontology annotation, biological process: pantothenate biosynthetic process.
GAAAAAGACCUACGCCCAAAAAAACUACAAAAUUUUAAUUUCGACAGUUCCUUUUUAUUGAUAUAUUUCGUUCGCAGCUUAUCUUUAUUAUUUUUUUUGAACAAGCCACAAAAACACACCCAAAUAAAAGCACAAAAAACCAACACUAUGAGCAGCUUCAGCACCCCGACUGUACAAGUGUUCCACACAGUCGCUGAGCUCAAGCACUGGAGGGCAUCCCAAUCAGCACAAAACAAAACCAUCGGUUUUGUCCCCACCAUGGGAGCGCUCCACGCCGGCCACCUCACACUCAUCAGCUCAGCGCAAAGGGCCACCAACACUGUAGUAGUAAGCAUAUUCGUCAACCCAGCGCAAUUCGCACCCCACGAGGACCUCGACCAAUACCCGCGCACACUCGCACAAGACAUUGCCAAGCUCCCAGCCAACACCGUAGUCUUUGCACCGUCAGUGGCCGAAAUGUACCCGAGAGGGAUAACCACAGAGCGGAGCAAACAGCAGGGAACGUUCAUCGAGGUUCUGGGCCUAAGUGAGAUGCAGGAGGGCGGAUCGCGGCCGAAUUUCUUCCGCGGCGUCGCCACAGUCGUCAGCAAGCUAUUCCAUAUUGUUGGGCCGACGGUGGCGUUUUUCGGCCAAAAGGACGUGCAACAAUGCUGUGUUAUCCGGGCAAUGGUCGAGGACCUGCAUUUCCCCAUUGAUGUGCGCGUCGUUUCCACAAUCAGGGAUCCUGUUGAUGGGCUGGCGCUCAGCAGUAGGAAUGUUUACCUUACGGAGGAGCAGAGACGCAGGGCCCCGGCGUUUUAUCGCGGACUGUGUGCCGCGCGCAGUAUGUACUUGGACGCGGGCGUCAGUGGUCGCGAGGAGCUGCUUGCGGUUGUGCGGGCGGAGGCGGAGCGCGAGGGGCUUGACGUCGAGUACAUCAGCCUUAGCUCCCCACGCGAUCUCUCGGAGCUCCAGGAAAUCGGCAGCGAUGGUGCUAUCCUGUCUGGCGCGUGGCGCAUGGGCACGACGCGCCUUAUUGACAAUAUUCUCAUUGGUUUCAAAUUUUAAUCUCUUU